Messenger RNA from Astyanax mexicanus (Mexican tetra), 4034 nucleotides. RefSeq names its product myosin regulatory light chain interacting protein b (gene mylipb). The record is from RefSeq and is a predicted model, not a curated record. Gene Ontology annotation, biological process: ubiquitin-dependent protein catabolic process. Lineage: Eukaryota; Metazoa; Chordata; Actinopteri; Characiformes; Acestrorhamphidae. Gene Ontology annotation, molecular function: ubiquitin-protein transferase activity. The coding region runs from base 12 to 1442 and encodes 476 amino acids. The transcript is spliced from 7 exons. Gene Ontology annotation, cellular component: cytoskeleton.
UUUGUAAACCCAUGUUUCUGUUCUGGGCUGAGGCUCCGUGUGCGGAUACUGGAUUAAUCUGCAUGUUUUUCUUGGUUUUAAACAUGUUUUGUCUCAUAACUCGACCGGACGGAGUGGUUAUGGAGGUGGAGGCUGACCCCAAGGCGAACGGAGAGGACUGUCUGAACAAGGUGUGUCAGAGACUGGGCAUCAUCGAGGUGGAUUAUUUUGGGCUCCAGUUUACCGGGACUAAAGGGGAAAGUCUGUGGCUGAAUUUAAGGAACAGAAUCUCUCAGCAGGUGGACAGCAUGUCUCCAUGCAGGCUGAAGCUGAGAGUAAAGUUCUUUGUGGAGCCUCACCUCAUACUGCAGGAGCAAACCAGGCAUUUGUUUCUGAUGCAUGUAAAAGAGGAACUUGUCAGAGGAAGCUUGAGUUUGGACUCGGAUCAGGUGGUGGAACUGUGUGCUCUGCUGGGCCAGGCAGAAUUCGGGGAUUACAACCAGAACACAGCCGAAUAUUUCUACACCCAGAUCUACGGCGUGGAACCUGCCACUGACAUUAUUAACAGCGUUACUGAGCGGCACAGAGAGCUGGAGGGUUUGAGCCAGGCCUCAGCGGAGUACCAGGCCCUGCAGCUGGUGUCCUCCCUGGAGAACUACGGAGUGGAAUGGCACUGGGCUCGGGACACUGAGGGACAGAGGGUGGCCAUUGGGGUGGGCCCAAAGGGUCUGCUCAUCUGCAAAGAGGAUUUCACACCUAUUACCAGGUUCAUAUAUCCAGCUAUUCAAAUGGCGACGCAGUCUGGGAAGAACGUGUACGUGACUAUCACUAAAGAUGAUGGAGAUAACCUGGUCCUUCUGUUCAAAUUCAUCACCACCAGCGCUGCCAGCGGACUGUACCGAGCCAUUACUGAGAUCCACGCUUUCUACAGGUGUGACACGGUGACGAGCGCUGUGAUGAUGCAGUACAGUCGGGAUUUUAAGGGCCACCUGGCUUCGCUCUUCCUGAACGAGAACAUCGACCUGGGCAAGAAGUACAGCUUCGAUAUCCAGCGCACGUCUAAAGAGGUGUACGACCGUGCCCGGCGCGCGCUGUUCAGUGCAGGGUUAAAGAAGGACGCUCAGCAGCCCGGUCUGUCCCCGUGCAGCCGGACGCACGCGGGGGACGAGGAGGAGGUCUGCAGGCAGAAGCUCCAGAGGCUGCAGGAGGCUCUGACCUGCGUUCUGUGCUGCGAUGCCGAGAUCGACUGCGCCCUCUGCCCCUGUGGACACGUCAUCUGCUGCCAGAACUGCGCCAACCAACUUCAGCACUGCCCGAUGUGUCGUUUGGAGGUGAAUCGCAUUCAGCACGUCUACUUACCCACUUCUAAAAGUCUGCUGGGACUUGUGGAGCCACGCAGGGAUGAGGAUGCUGAGCACAUUGGACUGACUUCCCAUAGAAACAUAGCAGAGGGAUACAGAUGAAUAUUGCAUUGUAAGACAUUGUAAAGGAAAAGAACAGUGUUGGUCAUAUUGUACUCUACUCUACUCUACUCUGUUGGAUUUGAGUUGAGUUUGGCCUCAACUAUCAGAAAUGAGGGAAUCUUGGUAUCCUUCAGCUCCAAACAAACAGGGUUUUGUCCGUUGGGUCUAUUGUAGAUCAGGCCCAUACAGGUUCUGUCCAAGCCCGAGCCCACCCGGCCCAUACACUGUUUUUGUGAGCCUGAGCCCGAUUUAAACAAGACAUUUUUAAAAAAUAAAUAGAGCUUUAAAACUGAGCUUUUUUAAAACAAUAGAAUGAAAGUUGGGCCGCUGUUAAGCAGGUUUUUAUAAUGUGAGAUUCAAAGUUUGAACGCUAGGUGUCAGAAACGGGCCAAAGAGACGGAUAGGGUGCGCAUUUCUAGCACAGAAAAACAGGGCAAAGAGUCUAAAAGCGUAGAGGGUGCGCAUUUCUAGCGCAGAAAAACGGGCCAAAGAGUCUAAAAGCGUAGAGGGUGCGCAUUUCUAGCGCAGAAAAACGGGCCAAAGAGUCUAAAAACGGAGAGAGUGCGCAGUUAUAGCACAGAAAAUCGGGCCAAAGAGUCUAAAAGUUGCCGUAAUUAAGGAGUUUUACAUUAAGAGACAUCAUGAAAUUGAACAUCAAUUUGAAAAAUCUUAGUUUACACAACACUGUCAAAUAUAAAGAUAGUAAGUCAAGUAAAAUGGUGUGUAAAUUAAAUAAUCAGGAAAAAUGUAUUAUUUAAAGUGGUAUAUAUUCGAUUAUUUGUUUUAUUACAGAGUCUGUGGCCCGUGACUUCAAAUAUAUUUCUCCUUCUGGCCCCCAACAAAAAAAGUUUGGACACCCCUGUACCAAAUGAUACUCCAUUGAGUAUCUGAUCUAGAAUUGAUCUGAUCUAUAAUUUAUUAGGAAUUAAGGAAUGGGUUUACAUCCAUGCCAACACUAUAUGUUUUAUGUUAAGGUGGUGGUCUUGUAUUCAAAAUACAUUUGGGAAGUUACAUUCUAAUUGUGCAAUUGAAUCUUUAACCAUGUUUUGUUUUUGAGUUAUAUACUGCCAAAAACACUCCAUGGUAUAUAUUACACAUAGCAUUCCUUUUUUAUCUGAAUGUUGUAUCUGAAUAAUGUAUUUUUCUAAAAUGGGAUUCUAUAAAAAAGUUAUGACAAAGAAGUGGCCUAUUUUUUUUUCUUUAGUCUCAUACAUUGUUUACUGUGUUUUUUAAAUCAAUUAUAUUAGUUUAUUUUAAGGAAGAACACAUACAGUUAUUUAUUUAAUUUUUUUGCUUUUUAAUUUUUUUUUAAUCGUGCCAUAUUUUUUGCACUAUAAGGCGCAGAUAAUUAUAAGGCGCAUUAAUGCAUCACUAGUAAGGAACAGGGGUGUUGCCAUGUUUUUCUUCUAAUUCAGCAGGUCUCACUGCUGGUUGGCGAGAUCUGUAAAGCUAAAGUUAAAUAACCAAACCUAUAAAAAAAAAAAAAAACAUUUUCUUUAAAGUCAAACAAGCACUGGAUGUUAAUCUAAACAGAUUUUCUCUUGAAAACUGUUUUUUUUGGAUGAGUAAAGCAAAUAGCACCUUAUAAAACGUAUACAGGUGACGGUGUGAAUGAAAUGAAAUCAGCUGUGAAUAUUUCCAAUAGAAUGAUUAUUAUGAUCAUUAUACUUAUGUAUUUGAUUUGAUAAUGAUGUAUCGGUACCACUUUAAAAUAGGACUACCUUUAUAAAUGGCUUUAUAAAUGCUUUACAAUUAGUUUAUUAAUGGUUACUAAUUAGAUCAGUUAUAACACAUACCUACAAAGGGCAACAAUGACCUGUUGUUUGCCAAAUAGUGAACCCACAGCCAUCUAUAUUAUUGCCCUUUCUAUGUAUGUAUGUUUAUAUGUUAUAACACCACUGGCGGAGAGGAGAGCCCUCAGCAAGCUGCUGAACAUCAUGGACAGUGUUCAGCACCCUCUGCACCCAGAGCGCCACCACCAGGCAGAGGAGCUCAUUCAGCGGCAGACUGCUGUCCCAGUCCUGCUCCACAGACAGACUCAGACUCAGAAUGUCUUUUGUCCCUCAGGCCAUAAGACUGUUCAACUCCUCUCAGCACAGCAAACUGAAGACUCUGUGACACUUUUUCAUUCCGGCAAUUCUGGUCACACCAUGGACACGCCCCCAUCUAUGGACACACUCUCAGACUUGCUGAUGCCUAUAACACUGUUAUAACAUAUAACACUACUAGUAGUUCGUUCACUAGUUCACUCAUCUACUGUUUACGGUUCUUUUGCACUGAUAAAUUUAAAUAAUUAUAAAACUGUCUAUUUGCACUUUCUGUAUGGCUGACAUCAGUUAUCCUCACUUUAUGCACUUGGUGCAUAAACUAUCAACUGGUGUUCACUGUCUAUUGUUCAACUGCACUACCUCCAUUCUCCAUCACACACACACUAAAGACUGUACUUUUAUACUUUUCAUUUUAUCUUUUAUUUUAUUGUAUUUAUAUGUAUCAUUAUAUUUUAUCUUUUUUUUACUUUGUGUACUGUAUACCUGCUGCUGGAUGUCUAGAAUUUCCCCUCGGGCAUCAAUAAAGUAUCUAUCUAUCUAUCUA